This is a messenger RNA of Pochonia chlamydosporia 170, 384 nucleotides long. RefSeq lists its product as hypothetical. The record is from RefSeq and is a predicted model, not a curated record. The coding region runs from base 1 to 384 and encodes 127 amino acids. Lineage: Eukaryota; Fungi; Ascomycota; Sordariomycetes; Hypocreales; Clavicipitaceae. The transcript is spliced from 3 exons.
AUGUGGUGCAGCGAUCUCGAUCGUGUCGAGGUCGUUGCUCCUCGCGCUGCAGUCAUCGGCGAACACGAGGCGGGAGGCGAGGAUGUCGACGCUGUGAGACGAUUUCUCUCGGAAAAAACUCCCCAGCAUAUACACAAACAGAUCAAGCUGACCGAAGACCCCCUCGUAGCCCCCGAUCUCGUGGAACGAUCUCACACGGAACUUCCUCAACAAGAACACGGCGCUCAGACAUUCGGCCAUCGCGAUGGGCAGGAAGACCAGUCUCCUGUCCAGACGCGCCCCCCAAAGAGUCCGCCCAAAUCAAUCCCGAGAGUCAGUGGCCUGUCCAGUAGCCAGAAGAAUUUGGACUAUCUUCGCGCGGCUGCUCCGUACAGCUAUCGAUAG